AUGACUGACAUUUUCGUCGGUUGUAGCCCAACGAGUAUCAUGAAGGCAGGCUGGUGUUUAGUCUUGGGUUUGUCACUUAUGUUCGGUCUGGGAGAUUGUCGUAAAUAUUGUUAUGACACUCUCAACUUUACCACCAAGGUGGAUCAUUUCGGGUACGCCAACAAUGACACCUUCGAGAUGCGGUAUCUCUUCUCUGACCAGUUUUGGAACCCUAAUGUAGGUCCUAUUUUCUUUCUGGUCGGCGCUGAAGGGGACAUAGAAAGCGAGGCAAGACCGACGGGUCUGAUAUGGGAAUGGGCAGCGGAAUUCAAAGCCCUGGUCAUUUUUGCGGAGCACCGCUACUAUGGACAUUCCAUGCCCUACGGAGAACGAUCCUAUCAGGGCCCGAGAUAUCACGGAUACUUGACAGCAGAACAAGCCUUGGCAGAUUAUGCUGAUUUGCUGAUGCAUAUCAAGGCAAACGUACCAGGGGCGGCAAAGAGCAAAGUAGUUUCGUUUGGGGGAUCCUACGGCGGUAUGCUUGCAGCGUGGUUCCGUAUGAAGUACCCUCACGUGACUGAAGCUGCCCUGGCGUCCAGCGCUCCCAUUUUGAUGUUUACGACCCCCCGGACGCCCUGCAACAAAUUUGCAAACGUAACUACAAAAACGUUCGCAAAGGUCUCAGGUCGCUGCGUCGAAGCUAUUCGGAAAUUUUUCGGAGUCAUGAAAAAGAUGGCAGCCACAGAGCAAGGUGCCAAGACCCUGCAACAGCAGCUUCAUCAGUGCCAUCCCGUGGAUGCGAAAAAGUUCCUGGACCUGAGGGAAAAAUUUAGUGGCAUUUAUAUGUUAGCGGCCACGAGAAACUACCCACGGGGUAUAAACAGGACAAGCCCCGUAAAGACGAUUUGUAGCUUUUUGAACAGGACGUUCAGUGAUGACAUUGAACUUCUGCAAGCUAUCUACAAAGGCGUCAAAGGUCAAAUCAAACCAAACUGCUCCUCGAAUCAAAAGAACGUCAACCUCGGAGCGAGCUACCAACUAUGCAACGAAAUGGUAUGGCAUUUUUGCACCAAUGGUAAGACGGACAUGUUCUAUGACAGUCCCUUGAAUUUAACGGACGACAUAAAAGAAUGCCAAGAGAAGUACGGACUAACGCCUGAUGUGAACAAGACUCUGUUGAUGUUCGGUGGAAAGAACAUCUUGACGGCUUCAAAUAUUAUCUUUAGGUCAGGAUGGAAACUGAAUCCCGACAGCAAAUGGGUCAAGGUUGAGAAUGCGGAGUUCCACAGCGAUGAAGAUGGACCUCCAGAGUUUAAAGGGCAACAAGCAGGACUAGGUGUGCAGAUUUAA
This is a messenger RNA of Ixodes scapularis (black-legged tick), 1329 nucleotides long. RefSeq names its product lysosomal Pro-X carboxypeptidase-like. Lineage: Eukaryota; Metazoa; Arthropoda; Arachnida; Ixodida; Ixodidae. The record is from RefSeq and is a predicted model, not a curated record. The transcript is spliced from 10 exons. Gene Ontology annotation, biological process: proteolysis. The coding region runs from base 1 to 1329 and encodes 442 amino acids. Gene Ontology annotation, molecular function: dipeptidyl-peptidase activity; serine-type exopeptidase activity.